This is a messenger RNA of Pseudozyma hubeiensis SY62, 1566 nucleotides long. RefSeq lists its product as hypothetical. Bases 1 to 1566 code for a protein of 521 amino acids. Lineage: Eukaryota; Fungi; Basidiomycota; Ustilaginomycetes; Ustilaginales; Ustilaginaceae. The transcript has a single exon. The record is from RefSeq and is a predicted model, not a curated record.
AUGUCGCCUAGUGCGGGGAAUGGCGCCGCCCAUAAGACGCUGGAGGAGCAGCUGUCGAGUCUCAGCAUCCACGACCCAGCUGGACAGCUACUGGCGCAGAUCGGAGAUGGCGACUACUCGCAUUUGCUACCGCAACCGAGCUUACCACCAGAGGUGCUCGAGAGGGUCGUGCGCCACCUUCAGCCGGGCGUCUUGAUCGGUGACCCCGUUGCGCACAUCACUCUCAUACGACUGAGCUGUGUCAGCCGGCUGAUGCGCUACUGGGCCCUGGACGCCCUGUACUCGAUCGUCAUCCUGCCUCGUCAUGUCCGCGACUUUCGCAAAUGGUACGCCAGGUCGGUCAAGGCUCAGCCGGCGUAUCAAUUUGCUGGCUUCACGAGGGCGCUCUUCUGCUCUCUUGACGAUGUUUCGGCUCUCACCUCGUUCUCGGCUGGAUGGGACCACGAGCUAUUGCGACUCCUCCACUACUGCGGACCAAGUCUGACUCACCUGUCGCUUUGGCGCGCAGAGUCAAUGGCGCUGCUUCGAGAUCCAGGUCAGGUUCGGGAGGGCUACCGAUUCGGCACGUCGCAGCCGGUACAGAUGUGGGGAGAGCUCGAGGACGGCGACGGCGACGCCGUUGCAGAAGCGCCCGACAACGAUGCUGAAGAUCAACUGGCGCCGCCAGAAGCUGCGCAUGCCGACGACCUAUUCAGCAAAGAAGAACUUGACGACAUGCCAGGCUGGCUCAAGGCAGAGAUUCGAAUGCAAGGCACCCGUGCUGUCACCAUCCGACACAAGGCUCACCUGACACCGACACGACGCAUCGCACGACGCCAACAAGGCUGUCAGCCAACACACCUGAGCAUCAUGAUGAGCCUGCCUUUGCUCGAGCACGAGGAUCCCAAGGUGUUUUCCCGCAUGCUCGUCUGGCACCGUGUGCAGGAACUCGACGUUCACAUUUCCACACCUGGACACACGCCCAAGAUCUUGCGGCUGAUUGCAAGCCUUCGAGACUCUCCGAUACGUCGGUUAAGGAUAUCGACCACGUUUGCAUCGCUGUGCAUGAUGACACCACCAUUUCCUCCGUCCAAGCGACAGCGUGAUGCUUCUGCCGACGCCGCAUUACAAGAGUACGAUUCGAACGGGGCGUCUGCGCCUUUCCACGACACAGCUGCAAGCACCAUAUAUGUGCCGACUCUCAACCUUUGCGAUGCAUUGACCGGCAUAUUGAACGAUGAGCUCUUGCGGAGGGUACUCAUCGAAGAAUUGCAGGGCAAACCGCUUGCUGCCGUACCGCAGACCGAGCAAAUGCUGCUCAAGCGAUGCCUGGAGGGUCCGGGACGGAAAGGCGAGAUCGAGGACAGCUGUCCUGCCGACACUGCGCGAAGCGAUACGUACGCAUCGAUUUCCAAGGGCAUCAGCUCGCCAGACGACGCUCAACGCCAAGCCGAAUUGGCUCGUAACUUCCGCCUCACCGUCACACGAGGUGGUCAGGCCACGUGGGCCAAAUUGAAGGAUCGACUGUGGGACUUUCGACAGCGGGUGGAAGGCAUCAGUGAAGGCUCCUGGGAAGCCUUGUCCUAG